Pelobates fuscus (common spadefoot toad) is the source of this 4253-nucleotide messenger RNA. RefSeq names its product phosphodiesterase 4C (gene PDE4C). The transcript has 10 exons. The record is from RefSeq and is a predicted model, not a curated record. Gene Ontology annotation, cellular component: nucleus; perinuclear region of cytoplasm; cytosol. Lineage: Eukaryota; Metazoa; Chordata; Amphibia; Anura; Pelobatidae. Bases 1 to 1824 code for a protein of 607 amino acids. Gene Ontology annotation, biological process: signal transduction. Gene Ontology annotation, molecular function: 3',5'-cyclic-AMP phosphodiesterase activity.
AUGCCUCCUUGUCUUCCAUUCGUAGAGGAUGCCGUUCAGAAAUUGGCCAUCGAGACUCUGGAAGAGUUGGAUUGGUGUCUGGACCAGCUGGAGACUCUACAGACCAGGCACUCUGUCAGUGAAAUGGCCUCAAAUAAGUUUAAAAGGAUGUUGAAUAGAGAACUGACACACUUAUCUGAAACAAGUCGCUCUGGAAAUCAGGUGUCCGAGUAUAUAUCUAGUACCUUCUUAGACAAACAGCAUGAAGUGGAAAUGCCAUCACAGACCUCAAAAGAAAAGGACAAGAAAAAGAUACCCAUGUCCCAGAUCAUAGGUGUGAAGAAGCUGACACACAGCUCUAGCUUCACCACAUCCAGCAUCCCACAGUUUGGAGUUAAGACUGACCAGGAAGACCUCCUUUCAAAGGAGAUUGAAGAUGCCAAUAAGUGGGGUCUGGAUAUAUUUAAGGUAGCUGAAUAUUCUGGAAAUAGACCAUUGACUGUCAUUAUGUACUCAAUCUUCCAGGAAAGAGAUCUUUUGAAAACCUUCCGAAUACCUGUGGAAACAUUCAUUACUUACAUGAUGACACUAGAGGAUCACUACCAUGCAGAUGUGGCUUAUCAUAACAACAUCCAUGCUGCCGAUGUGGCACAAUCCACCCAUGUUCUCCUUUCUACCCCUGCAUUAGAGGCUGUCUUCACUGAUUUGGAAAUCAUGGCUGCUAUUUUUGCCAGUGCGAUUCAUGAUGUUGAUCAUCCAGGAGUGUCUAAUCAGUUCCUGAUUAAUACCAAUUCUGAACUUGCAUUGAUGUAUAAUGAUGCCUCAGUCUUAGAAAAUCACCAUUUGGCAGUAGGGUUUAAGCUACUUCAAGAAGAAAAUUGUGAUAUAUUCCAGAAUCUGACAAAGAAGCAGCGCCAAACACUAAGAAAAAUGGUCAUUGACAUGGUGCUGGCUACAGAUAUGUCCAAGCACAUGAAUCUGUUGGCAGACCUGAAGACAAUGGUUGAAACCAAGAAAGUGACCAGCCUGGGGGUUCUGUUGCUUGAUAAUUACUCUGAUAGGAUACAGGUCCUACAGAACAUGGUGCACUGUGCAGACCUCAGCAAUCCCACCAAACCUUUAGAGCUCUAUCGCCAGUGGACAGAUCGGAUUAUUGUGGAGUUUUUCCACCAGGGAGACAGAGAGCGAGAGAAAGGCAUGGAGAUCAGCCCAAUGUGUGACAAGCACAAUGCUUCUGUCGAAAAAUCCCAGGUUGGUUUCAUUGAUUACAUUGUGCACCCUCUCUGGGAGACCUGGGCAGAUUUGGUGCACCCUGAUGCUCAAGAAAUUCUUGACACCUUAGAAGAUAACCGAGAAUGGUAUCAAAGCAUGAUUCCUCAAAGUCCAUCUCCUCCACCAGAUGAUCAAGACCUAGAAAGAGGUAAUGCAACAGGUGACAAAUUCCAGUUUGAGCUCACCCUGGAGGAGGAGGGGGAGUCGGACACUGAACAGGAGGACACUGAAAGUCCAGUGGACGAGGAAAGCAGCGACUCCAAAAACCAGACCACAGAUGAUUCAGCUCAAGGGAGCGAUGAGGCUGACCAUCCCUCCCCUGUUGAUGUGUGCCGGAGUAUUUCUGGCAAGCUGGACAGAUUAGAACUCCCCACAAAGAACACUCUAACGAAGCAGAAAAAAGUCUUGAACUUCGAUAACAUGAGACUAUCAGCAGAAAGGACGCUACCACAAAUGGACUCUGGUACAAGGCCUGUCGCUUCUGAGAACUUGGCAAGACAGGAAAGCACAGGGCAAGCGGAGAUCUGUUUGGAUCAGGAAGGAAACCUCACAUAUCUUCCAUUAGGAACGUAAUGCCAAAUUGCCACUCCACAUUUUAUUUUUAUUCAGUCACAACACUUUGGUUUUUUAUUUUCGGGCGGAAGAUUGGAAUUAUAUAUUUUAUUUUUUAAUUAACAAAAAAAAAAACUGACAAUGAGCAGGGGUAAAAAAAAAAGUCACCAAAAUCAAAGAUAUUGCAUGGGAGAGCAUGGUGAACUGUUCUUGGUUUCAUGUUUUUUUUAUUUUCUUUUUGAGGGAAAUGAGAAAUGCCUGUUAAACCCUCUUUAUGGCAGAGUCACUGUUCUUGGCUUUGCAAGUGUCUGCUCUGUGAGAUCCAUGGUGAUUAAGUUGUACAAAGCAGGAUUACACACCAUUGUACAAAAUCACUAUAAAUAUGGGGAUUUAAAGAUCCUUACCUGAUCUUUGCUUGUUUGUUUGCACAGUGCCCAGUACACACCUCUCACUCUACCUGCCUAGAUAAGCUCAAGUUCUUACCGCGUUUUACUAUACAUCUGCUGGGACAAUAUACAGAUGAACCGUCAUCUGUAAAGUAGCAUUCUGUUGUCUGUGCAAGACUGGUACAUAAAACUCACCAUAACUGAAUGUAGCGUUUCAUGCGUGCCCAAAAAGUUACAGAAAUCAAGUAUUUAUUUAGUAAAUAUAAGCUACUUUCAUUUUCUAACGCAUGUUUUAAAGUUGGAAAACUGUAAAUAUAAUUAACAUGUUUACAGUUCCUUGUUGAUUUCAUUAAUCAAAUCUGUUAACUUCAGCUUCAUUGAUAGAAGCAAUAUCUUAAAUAAUGCUAACUUGUGCGACGUGUAUCAUUAGGUGAUUUUACACUUGAUCAGGCUUGGGGCAGGUCCCAACACCCAUGCACAUCUACCAAUUGGAGCAAGGGAGAGCCUGACCCUGCUACUUGCAGUUAAAAAUCCUUGUUAUAGUUAGCGUCUAUAGGAGACAUACUUAUCUGUUACAUAAGAAAACGAGUGUCUAACUGCAACAAAUCAAUGAGUGAGUGGGGCAAUAUCUAUGUUUACGUUUGUAGCCAUUCUCUCCUUGUAUUAGUGCGUUAAAAAAACAAACAAAAAAAACCCUUCUGAUUUUUACAAAGGGCUUGUAUACUUCUAAAACUGGCCAACCAAUCCGAUAUAUUCAAUGAUCCUUUCUGAUUGUUGAAUAAUGAAAAAAACAAAAAAUGUUGCGUGGAAAAUGAAUUGGAAGCAAGUGACCUUUUUGAUAAUCCCAGUGGUAGCCCAAUUGUACUGAAUGCUGGGACCUGUAAUCCUCAGCAGCAGUAGGGCUUGACAGUGUCCAACCUGGAUGACACAGAGCAGACACGUUGUAAGCUUUGCCACAUAUUAAAUAUGUUUUCAAAUUGUAAUGUGAGAAGGAGAUAAAAAAAAUACCAAAAAUGUAACAUAAUCCCAGUGUUAGGAGAGGCUGAAUGAAUGUGUUGAUUUUCAGUUUUCUCUUUUGUUGCGAUGUCAUUACGACUAUCUAGACUAGAGUGAUUGAUUAUCUUCAAUAAUGUGGUUAUACUUGCCUGAUGUAUGUAAUCACAGAUCCCAAAAUAACUCUUCACAUGUAAUUCUAAGUCAUUUUGCUGCAGGACUCAUGGCUUAGUUCACAUCUUAAGGACCAAUAACCGUCUAUAUUUUCAUAGCAAGCACUUCUGGAGUUUAGUUGUCUCUUGUGUUAACCCUUUAAUAACAAGGGGUCAAGUAAUUAAUCCUGACAUUGCAGGACAUCUGCCUUAAACAGUAUAACUGCUGCUUUUCCUUGCACUGGGAUUAAUAACUGGUUUAUUGAAGGUAAAAUAUGUUUGUAUGUAUACAUGUAUAAGGAAGGAGCUACACAUACCACACAAUUUACUAGAAUCCUAUUUUGGUGUUCUUAAAAUGCUUUUCACCACUGAAUCCUAUUUUAUGCUCAACAUCUCAUGAUGAAAAUUGAGACAUAUGUUUGACCUUGCCCCUGGACAAUGUGAAUGCACAGAAUACCCUAAUAAUUUAGGGAAGCCACUUAUUUUGUUUAAUAUGCAUGCAUGAUAUUGCUCAGGUUCUGCAGAGGCAGGGGAGAACGUUGCUGCAAGGAAAAUGGAGGAUAAACAAAUGCAACAAAAUGGUAGUCCAGUACUGUUAUGUAAGAUAUGUAAUUGGAGUCACUGAAAGCUCUCUUAUGUCAGUAGUGCAGUUGACUGAAUACUUUCCCCUGGAAAACAUUGAAAUCUUUAAAGUGGACAAUGCAAAAAAAGACCUGUGAAUGAGCAGCAGUAGGAAGUAAAAUAAUGUGUUUUUAGUUUAUUUUUUUUAUUAAUUUAUGUAUAAUAUGUAAGGAGGGUCAACUGUAGUUUAUUUUUAAUUUGCAACUCACUCACGCAAGGUACCCUAUGUAUUUUUAAUUAAUUAAUUGGAAAUAAUUACUAGUCUUCAAGUUACCUCCUUUUUCUGGUUUGCCUUUAU